Molecule: messenger RNA, 2097 nt
Organism: Carica papaya (papaya)
Lineage: Eukaryota; Viridiplantae; Streptophyta; Magnoliopsida; Brassicales; Caricaceae
Source: RefSeq, a predicted model, not a curated record
GCUGCCGUCUCAGCCCAAAUUGGCGGACGCCGAAGUCUAAACUCUAAAACCCUUUCUUUUUUAGGGUUUUAGGCAACGGCGCCGGAAGUAAUUUUUCGUAACUGAUGAUGCUCUCUUGACCGAGACAACUUCUUGUUCUUCCUCCUAAAUAAAACCAGAAGUCGAUUGCCACCUCUUGGAGAAAAGCUAGAUUAUCUGAAAUGCUUACCCAAUCCAAUCAAUUUCUUGCUUUCCCUCCAAUUUUGUAUAAAAAACCCUAUCUUAAGCUUCAGUUGUUUCCCGUUCGGUUUGAAUUUCGAUAUUUUCAUGGCGCUAAACUCGCCCAUAGAACAAAGAUUUCAGUCACCGAGUCAACUCAUUCACCCUCUUCUCUGUUGGCUACUCGUGUCUCUCGGGUUGCAAGAACAGAAGCUCAAGGCGUUCUUUUUGAUUAUUUGCACUGUACUAGAAACUUAAGCUUCACAGACGCUGAACAUAUUAGCAAAAACUCACCCAAUUUUGUUCAAGUUUUGUUGUCGAAGAUUCAUUGUGAAAAGGAUGUGACCCGGUCUCUGGCCAAAUUUCUUAGAUACAAUCCAUUAAAUGAGUUUGAGCCGUUUUUUGAAAGUUUGGGUUUGAGCCCGAGUGAGGUCACAGCUCUUCUUCCUCGGGACUUGAUGUUUUUAACUGAUGACAGUGUUAUGCUUGAGAACUAUCAUGCUUUAUGCAAUUAUGGGAUUCCUCGUGCUAAUAUAGGUAAGAUGUAUAAUGAAGCAGGAGAGAUUUUCAGAUAUGAUUAUGGAGUGUUGGCUUUGAAGCUUGAAGCAUAUGAAAGUUUGGGUCUUGCCAAAGCAACAGUCAUAAAGCUUGUCACUUGUUGUCCAUUUCUUCUGGUUGGUGGUGUUAAUGGCAAUUUUGUUCUUGUUCUUGAUAAACUCAGGAGAUUAGGAAUGAAAAAUGAUUGGAUUGGAGGAUAUUUAACACCGAAAAGGACAUACAAUUGGUGUAGAAUACUUGACACCAUUGAUUUUCUUGAUAAAGUGGGUUACUCCGAGGAUCGCUUGGGUAAUCUGUUGAGGACAAAUCCUGAAUUGGUGUUUGAAGGUUCAGGGAAGAUGGUUUCUGUGUUGUUUGGCAGGCUGCUGAAACUGGGGCUUAAGAUGAAUGAAGUUUAUUCUUUGUUUAUGAAAAACCCAGAAAUCUUGUCAUCUAAAUGUAUAAAAAAUUUGUUUGAGGCACUGAAUUUCCUGUUUUAUAUUGGGAUGGGAACAGAAGACAUAGCGAAGGUUGUGUCUAGUAACAUAGAGCUUAUGGGUUCAUCUUCUUUGAAAGGACCAAGGACUGUCUGCAAAGAUCUAAAAGUUACCAAAGAUGGCCUAUGCCAAAUUAUUAAGGAAGAACCACUCAAGUUGUUCAGCCUGGCUUCUAAAUCAAAAGUCAGAAGAAAAGAGCACAUAACUUCCCUUGAUUCAACUAAACAUAUGGAGAAAACAGCAUUUUUAUUGAGGUUAGGGUAUGUUGAAAACUCAGAUGAGAUGAUGAAAGCUUUGAAACAGUUUCGAGGCAGAGGAGAUCAAUUGCAGGAAAGGUUUGAUUGCCUGAUAAAUGCUGGUUUAGACUGCAAUGUAGUUACUAGCAUAAUUAAACAAGCUCCAAUGGUGCUUAACCAGUCAAAAGAUGUUAUUGAAAAGAAGAUUGAUUGCUUGAGAAACUGUUUAGGUUAUCCGCUUGAAUCUAUAGUUGCAUUUCCAGCAUAUUUAUGUUAUGAUAUCGAAAGAAUAAACCACAGAUUUGCAAUGUAUGUGUGGUUGAGAAAGAGAGGUGCAGCAAAAACCAUGUUAUCCUUGAGCACCAUUCUUGCUUGUUCCGAUGCAAGAUUUGUGAAGUAUUUUGUUAAUGUUCAUCCUGAAGGUCCAGCCUACUGGGCUAAUUUAAGAAAAUCAUCUACUUCAAGCUAACAGUUGUUGUAUUUUUUUUUUUUUUUAAUUUCUUUCUUGAGAAAUGUAAUAUUCUUUAGCAAGAGUUAUGUAGAAGAUAAAAUUCAUCCUGCACAAGAAGAGGGGCCCGAAAAUCAGGAGUCACCUCCAGACAGAUAAAAGUCAUUAGAUACUCAUAUAA